This is a messenger RNA of Exophiala spinifera, 873 nucleotides long. RefSeq lists its product as uncharacterized. The coding region runs from base 1 to 873 and encodes 290 amino acids. The record is from RefSeq and is a predicted model, not a curated record. Gene Ontology annotation, cellular component: membrane. The transcript is spliced from 2 exons. Lineage: Eukaryota; Fungi; Ascomycota; Eurotiomycetes; Chaetothyriales; Herpotrichiellaceae.
AUGCCGGACAAAAACCCCUACCACAGCUAUGUGCCCUCAGUCCCGGCUGCCAUAAUUGCGGCGCUGGUGUUUAUUGUACUGAGCAUAGGCCAUACCUACCUGCUGAUCCGAUCGAGGAAAUGGUUCGCCUCUGCAAUCAUCAUUGGUGGUCUUUUUGAGGUUAUCGGUUUCGCCGCACGGGCGUACAAUCAUUCUCAUCUCGACGAGUCGGGUCCAUUCAUUAUACAAACGCUUCUCAUCCUGCUUGCACCGAUCCUCUUCGCUGCUUCCGUCUACAUGUUCCUAGGCCGCCUGAUCAAUGCCGCUGGAGGACAAAAAUACUCCAUCAUCCGCACCACCUGGCUGACGAAGAUCUUUGUUGUCGGCGAUGUGUUGUGCUUCUUGAUCCAGGCGGGUGGUGCUGGAAUUUUGGUCAAUGCCGACACGAAAGAGGAAAACGACAAAGCCUCCAACAUUAUUCUUGCUGGCCUGGCACUCCAAGUGCUCUUCUUCGCGCUCUUCGUCCUGGCAGCCGUUCUCUUUCAUGUGCGGGCCAGAUCCAGGGCACUGUGGCAGCACGCCGCGUCGUCAGGUCUCUAUCUCGGUCGGGUGUUGGCGUCGCUCUAUGCCGUUGGCGUCCUCAUCACUUUACGAAACAUUUACCGCUUUGCCGAAUUUAAGGAAGGCCAGGAUGGGUACCUUCUCGAACAUGAGUGGCCAGUAUAUGCGUUCGACGCGGCUCUGAUGGCCAUAGUCAUGGCCAUCACGCUUUAUUGGUACGGCGUGCCGUUGAAUCCCAAGGGCGGGGAAGAGGGUUAUCAACUGAACGACGAGGACUCGUACAACAACCAGUACCAAACUCCAUAUCAGAACACGUACCCAAACGCGAAUUGA